UGAGUUAGCACUAGAUUACCACUUCGCGGAGUCUCCUAUUCCUAAUAACCCAUUGCCUUAUGCAUCAUCCGGACCUACAAAAACGCUAUAUCCGUGUACUGCGUGUGUGCGUACACCAUAGCUGUGAUCCCUACUGCAGCCUACUCAGCUGGUCCACACACAUGCAAGCACCACCAUUCAAGAGCUUAGAGAGUUGUGACAAUGGUAGAUAUUGAGCUCAUGGAAACAAGCUUAAUGCUCUCAUCCGACGGUACAAUGACGGAUGAAAGCGUCACCACAACAGCAGGGAUGAUAGUUUCCUACAAAGACGUGUCUUACUCGGUCACUGUGAGACAAGGAGGAAUCGCUUGCUUUGGAGAGAAAGCAUGGAAGACAGUGCUGUCUAGCGUCAGUGGCGUGAUGAAGCCUGGUCUUAACGCUAUUCUUGGUAGAAGUGGUAGUGGCAAGACAACGCUGCUCGAUAUACUUGCUGGUCGGAGAAAUUACAAUCAAUUUUUAGGUCAUGUAUUAACGAACGGCCGACUGCUAUCGGAACAAUCGAAAAACGAAGUGGGAUACGUUGACCAGAAUGAUGUGGGGCUAUUGGGAGCACUAACAGUUAGAGAAAACAUUCACUUCUCUGCUGCUCUGAGAUUGCCUGGCAAAAUGGGAAAGGAAGAAAAGAGGAAGAUGGUGGAGAUGGUGUUGGCAGAUCUGGACCUCACUGCUGUUGCAGAUUCUUAUGUCGGCAACCAAAUGAUUCGCGGUAUCUCUGGUGGAGAACGAAAGAGGACAAGCAUUGGAAUGGAACUUGUUAUCUCGCCAACUGUUCUCUACCUCGAUGAACCAACAACAGGCCUGGAUGCGUUCACUGCUGUCACAGUCGUUCGACUUCUGAAAGAAUUGUAUCUAAAGAAAGGGAAUACGAUCAUAUUUUCUAUUCACCAGCCCAGAUAUUCACUGUUUAAGAUGUUUGACAGCAUUACACUGCUAGAGAAAGGACACUGUGUUUAUCAUGGAUCAAUGAAUCAUUCAAUUGAAUAUUUCAAACAGCUCGGCUUUACGUGUGAAGAGCACGACAAUCCUGCAGACUUUUUCAUGGAUGUAAUGCAAACUGUGAACGAGAGAGAAGAAGGAGACAAUAAAGAAGAUUCAGAGUUUUCUCUUGUCUCAAGCUACCAGUCAUCGUCCUUCUUCAAAGCAACUCAAGCAGAGCUAACGUUACAACUAGCAACACAGAGAAGUACCGAAGUUGUCACACCAGAUCAAACCAAGUACCCAACCAGUUAUCUCAGUCAGCUUGUGAUUCUCAGUCAGAGGACAUUGUUGAGCACGUUUCGACAUCCAGCAACAACUGUUGUUCGAAUAAUUGCAAACACUUUGAUUUCGCUUGUGAUGGGGAUGCUGCUGUUUCAAGUUAAUAACACUCCAGUGGAAGGUAUUCAAAACAGGGUCGGUUACAUUUUCUUCGCAUCUGCUUUCAUCGUGGUGUCCAAUCAGCAAUCUGUUGGUUGGUUUAUUGACAAACGCAUCAUGUUUUUACACGAGUCAAGAGGAGGAUAUUACCGCGUGUCUGCUUACUUCAUCUCUCAAGUAUUGUGCGAUAUCAUUCCACAACGAUUAAUCCCCAUCCUACCUAUGUUAGUAGUCACCUAUUGGAUGAUGGGAUUGGGCAAAACGGCUGGCCAGUUUUUCUACUUGAUGUUUACUCUUAUACUGGCCUCUUGUAGUGCCUCGAGUCUAGUUGUCUUGUACAGUGCUUUGAUGUCAAGUACAAUGUUGAUUAAUCUGGCAGUGAACUUGUCCUUUUUCUCGAUGACGAUGUUUGGAGGUUUACUGAUCAACUUGAAGUCAAUGCCGGACUACCUCAAGUGGAUCAAGUACAUUAGUGUCGUCCGUUACAGUAUUGAGUGUCUCAGUAUAAAUGAAUUUCAUGGGAUGACGUUUUGCCCCAUCAAAGGACAUGAAAGCAUCUGUGAUAACCGCUCGGUGUCGGGUGAUGAUUACUUGAAUGAGCAGGGUUUUCAUCUUGACAACAAAUGGAACAAUUUGGUCAUUCUUGUUGCCAUCUUUCUCACAUUGCUUGUUUUAUCUUAUGCCAGACUAAGACACAUGGUCAAGAUAAGCUAG
This is a messenger RNA of Corticium candelabrum, 2109 nucleotides long. RefSeq names its product broad substrate specificity ATP-binding cassette transporter ABCG2-like. The coding region runs from base 202 to 2109 and encodes 635 amino acids. NCBI's taxonomy places the organism in Eukaryota, Metazoa, Porifera, Homoscleromorpha, Homosclerophorida, Plakinidae. The record is from RefSeq and is a predicted model, not a curated record. The transcript has 16 exons. Gene Ontology annotation, biological process: transmembrane transport. Gene Ontology annotation, molecular function: ABC-type transporter activity; ATP hydrolysis activity; ATP binding. Gene Ontology annotation, cellular component: plasma membrane.